This is a messenger RNA of Letharia columbiana, 1395 nucleotides long. RefSeq lists its product as uncharacterized. Gene Ontology annotation, biological process: carbohydrate catabolic process; fungal-type cell wall biogenesis. The transcript has 4 exons. Gene Ontology annotation, molecular function: mannan endo-1,6-alpha-mannosidase activity. The coding region runs from base 1 to 1395 and encodes 464 amino acids. NCBI's taxonomy places the organism in Eukaryota, Fungi, Ascomycota, Lecanoromycetes, Lecanorales, Parmeliaceae. The record is from RefSeq and is a predicted model, not a curated record.
AUGUUAUUCUUACGGAAACCUCAGGUGCUCGGGGCUUUGGGCGCUUUGAUGUAUGGCGGACAGGCUGUUCAGGGAAUUGAGUUGGACCUUUCAGAUUCCAACUCAAUAAAGCAAGCAGCAAGCACAAUUGCCUACGGCAUGAUGACCUACUACACAGGCAAUGAGACGGGACAACCGGUCGGAUUAUUGCCGAGCCCUUAUUAUUGGUGGGAAGCAGGUGCUAUGUUCGGACAGAUGAUUGAAUACUGGUAUUAUACGGGCGACAGUACAUACAACGACGUGAUCACACAAGGCCUUCUAGCACAAGUUGGGCCUGACAACGAUUAUAUGCCGCCAAACCAGACGAAGACUGAGGGAAACGAUGACCAAGUAUUCUGGGCAUUCGCGGUCAUGUCUGCCGCAGAAUUCAACUUUCCAGCCCCUCCAGCAGGCAAGCCUUCAUGGCUCUCCCUCGCCCAGGCGGUAUUCAACGAACAAGCCAGCCGGUGGGAUACUACAGCAUGUGGUGGAGGACUUCGAUGGCAGAUCUUCACUUGGAACAAUGGAUAUGACUAUAAAAACAGCAUAUCGAACGGGGGCUUCUUUCAACUGGCCGCACGUCUGGCUAGAUAUACCGGUAACCAAACGUACGCGGAUUGGGCCGACAAGUCCUACGACUGGAUCAUUCAGACCCCACUGUUCACAAGCAACUACGUCAUCUAUGACGGUGCUGAAAUGGCGAACAAUUGCACUAUUGCAGAUGAGCUCCAAUGGACUUACAACAUCGGCACCUACCUCAUGGGUGCCGCAAACAUGUGGAACUACACAACUGGUAAUUCCACCUGGGAAACCCGCAUCCAGGGCAUGCUGAAAGGCAUGGAUAUUUUCUUUCCUCAACAAUACGGCGGUGGGAAGAUCAUGGUUGAGGUCGCCUGCGAGCCUGAAGUUACUUGCAAUUAUGACCAGCCUUCUUUCAAAGCCUACCUCGCACGCUGGAUGGCAGCCACGACCCAGCUCGCGCCCUUUACCUAUGACACCAUACAGCCCCUUCUCUACACCUCAGCGCAAGGCGCCGCUGGGCAGUGCUCGGGAGGAAACAAUGGUCAGACAUGUGGCAGGAUGUGGUACCAGAACACAUGGGACGGCAAAUCCGGUGUUGGCGAGCAGAUGAGCGCUUUGAGUGUUGUCCAGGCGAACUUGAUCUCAAAAGUGGCGCCGCCUGUCACCCAAAACUCUGGAGGGACUUCGAAGGGAGAUCCGAGCGCUGGGUCGACUUCAGGUGGACAGCCAACAGUCAUGCUCGGUUCCAGUUUGACAAGAACGAUGACAGCUGGGGAUAAAGCAGGCGCUGGGAUUGUAACAGCGAUUAUAUGUUCAGGCUUGUUGGGUUCUUUGGCGUGGAUGACAUUUCUAUGA